Molecule: messenger RNA, 470 nt
Organism: Strongylocentrotus purpuratus (purple sea urchin)
Lineage: Eukaryota; Metazoa; Echinodermata; Echinoidea; Camarodonta; Strongylocentrotidae
Product: 26S proteasome complex subunit SEM1
Exons: 4
Coding region: 164-409 (81 amino acids)
Biological process (GO): double-strand break repair via homologous recombination; mRNA export from nucleus; proteasome assembly
Cellular component (GO): proteasome regulatory particle, lid subcomplex; proteasome complex
Source: RefSeq, a predicted model, not a curated record
GUCUUGAGCUAAGACUAGCACAGUUGAGCGACAGUUCUGAUGAUAUGACAAAGCGAAAUUGACUGAAGUUUACUGCCAAUUUUUGAUCUUCUUGUCGACAUUGGUCUAUCUAUUAACUUCAUUUUGAAUUCAGGCGGUAAGUAAACGUACCAUCAGGACAAAGAUGACAGACAAGGGCGACAAGGACAAGAAAGUAGACCUUGGUCUUCUGGAAGAGGAUGAUGAAUUUGAGGAGUUUCCUGCAGAGGAAUGGAAGCGUGAUGAAGAAGAUCAGUCAGAUAACAAUGUGUGGGAAGACAACUGGGAUGAUGACAAUGUAGAAGAUGACUUCUCUAUGCAGCUAAGGGCUGAGCUUGAGAAGCAUGGUCACAAAGUCAAUAACCAAGAGCAAGAGCCGAUGAGAUCGUAGCAUUUUGUGUAAAUGCAACAUUUGUAUAUUUUGUAUCAUAAGCUCUGUAAACAGUAGGAAA